AUGCUCGUUCAGCAGUUGAUCGUCGGUCUACGCGAUGAAAAAGCUCGGGAAAAUCUCUUAUCAGAGAAGAAGGAUUUGUCAUGGGAGAAAGCCUGUGAUAUUGCCAGUCAUCAGGAGCGCGUGCGACAAAACCUUCAGCAGCUGAAUCAGUCAAACGAUGAAGUGAUAGCAUCCUUGGAAUCGGAAAUGGCUGUCUCCCUGGUCAACACUGCUGUGUCUUCACCUAGACAGCGACCCUCAGCUCCCUCAAAACAACUACCAUCAUGCUACCGUUGUGGUCAGCAUCAUAUCCGGUGGUCAGACUGUAGACACCAGAAGACGGUAUGCCAGUUUUGCAAGAAAGUCGGCCACAUCGAACGAGUGUGUUUCUCCAAAAGACGAGCGAAUAGUAACACGCAUGCGACCUACCCUAGUCCAGCUGGGGAUGGUGAGGCGAUACUCCGAAUGUUUCCGGCCAACGCUACUCUCCAAUCCCCCUACACCAUCACGCUUCCGGUUGAUCACCAUCCCGUGAAUUUUGAAAUCGACAAUGGCUCAGCUGUUACUCUCAUCAAUGAGACCUCUCUUCAGAAAGUACCCUCCCUCCUACCGGCCAGCUCAACAUUCAGCAGUUACAAUGGACAGAACGUAGAGGUUUGA
Molecule: messenger RNA, 639 nt
Organism: Spirometra erinaceieuropaei
Lineage: Eukaryota; Metazoa; Platyhelminthes; Cestoda; Diphyllobothriidea; Diphyllobothriidae
Source: the annotation of a GenBank genome assembly